This is a messenger RNA of Zychaea mexicana, 757 nucleotides long. RefSeq lists its product as uncharacterized. NCBI's taxonomy places the organism in Eukaryota, Fungi, Mucoromycota, Mucoromycetes, Mucorales, Lichtheimiaceae. The transcript has a single exon. Bases 312 to 560 code for a protein of 82 amino acids. The record is from RefSeq and is a predicted model, not a curated record.
GGGUAGUGGCACCCCAUCUUUUAAGCCACUAACCUGGGUAUAGUCUGUUCACCCCCCCUUGUUAUUCUGUCUUUCUCUUUUUCCACUUUUUUGUCUCUCUUUCUUAGAUUAUAUAAAAAGGGCCCCCUUUUUAUUCUAAGGAAAAAAGCCAAGGUCAAGAUCAACUUCUUCCUCUUUUCUCUCUCUCUCUCUCUCUUAUUUCUACUCCAGCUUAUUACUGUCUACUACUACUCGUACGGGUGCCUACACACACACACACACACACAGAGCAUACACAUUAACAACAACAUCAACAACAACAACAACAAACAAUGCAAUCAACAUUCAAGUGCCUCCCGCUGCGUAAUGCCACUGCCGCCAAUGUGAUCGAUAUAUCCAAAGUGUGCAGUGGUCGUGGCAGGAGCUACUGCUUGAUCCAUCGACGCUACUUUGAAACAAGCUGGUGUCCUGACUGUAGUCGCUCAAGUAAAUGUCCCUCUGUCUUCCAUCUUCACCUAGUAUACACAUACCCUAAUGUCGUCUCACACCUAUCACAUUUUGCAAUAGGUCAUCGUUUCUAAUCAGCAUCCAACAAAACAGCAAAAUUACCCACAACAACAACAACAACAAAAAGAAAAAGCAUCAUUCUUCUUUAUAAUAUCUCCUCUUCUUCUACUUCUUCUGUUCAUCCAAAACCUUCACGUUCACACAUAGCCAAAAACAACACUUCUUCUUCUUAUCGUGUCGACUCGUCCUGUAUCUUCUUUAUCGACAACGA